AUGGCCAACGGCUCUGACCCAAUCACGUCCCCCCAGUCGCCCACCGACAACGCCUCUCAGGCAGGUCGUAGGCAGCACGGGCUGGCAAAUCCACCGAUCGACCUCUCCACAUCGCCAUGCAGCGACGCCUCGGACCGUCAACCGGCGUGGGGGGCGCACAGCCGGGCGCUUGCGUUUUGUGUAGCCCUCACAACUACGGCGGAGGCCCACGUGACUGGCCGGUGGGCGGAGGAGUGGAAGGGCACAGGAGUGGGUGGUGGCGGCGUGGGCGGCCGACAGCGGUUUGCGAGAGCGAGCACAACGGGCGUAACGUCGGAGCGUAUGGCCGCGUAA
Messenger RNA from Aspergillus luchuensis, 333 nucleotides. RefSeq lists its product as uncharacterized. The transcript has 2 exons. NCBI's taxonomy places the organism in Eukaryota, Fungi, Ascomycota, Eurotiomycetes, Eurotiales, Aspergillaceae. Bases 1 to 333 code for a protein of 110 amino acids. The record is from RefSeq and is a predicted model, not a curated record.